Mycotypha africana is the source of this 778-nucleotide messenger RNA. RefSeq lists its product as uncharacterized. The transcript has 2 exons. The record is from RefSeq and is a predicted model, not a curated record. NCBI's taxonomy places the organism in Eukaryota, Fungi, Mucoromycota, Mucoromycetes, Mucorales, Mycotyphaceae. The coding region runs from base 148 to 600 and encodes 150 amino acids.
AGACAACAAUGUCUGCAUCCUGAGCUGUCGUUAAAGAUCAUAACUGCUAAAGUCGCGCAUUCAGAGAGGAGAGGAUCAAGAUAGCUCACCCUCUGCCUAACCAUAGAAAGAUCUGUAGGACACUAUUUGUCUCUGUGAGCCUAAAUCAUGUGCCUGAGUGGGCUAGAUUGUAGAACAGGGGCAAUGGCCCAAAGUCUGAUUCGAUACACAUAUGACACCAUUGCUGCUUGGAUGGUGAUGUUGAUCGUUGCGUUCGUUUUGACAUCAGUAAUGCGACUCAUGGUAGCAAUCGCUGUAAUGAAGAUGUAUAACAUGGCGGCUGUUUUGUUUAGAACAGUGCUCCAUAAACACGUCGUUAGAGUAGGAUCAGACGCGCUUACAUCUUUGUCGCUAAACAUCAAACGCAGAAGAGAAAAUCAUCGUAAAGUUAAUAUGGAGCAUCUAAAGGCUGUCAUCCAUAUUUUAUUGUUUUAUAUUUUUUUUUUCUCUCUUCACCUGCAAAAAACAAAGCAAGAACCACUACAAAAAGCUUCAUCUCAUGUGUAUAAUUCAUGCAGCUAUUAUAAAAUUCUUAGCAUGGUGUAUUCCAUUCUUACUUGAUACGUGACGUGUGCUAAACCGCUAAAGCACCAUGCAUCUAUAGAUCAUGGAUGAAGAUGUGGGCAUUCGAAAGUUUAUUCUUGGUGACUGCUUGCUCUAUAAAGAAAGCACCUUGAAUAUAGGAUACUUUAUUUUCCCUUGAUCUUAGAAGCUUAGCAACAAGCUUACGCUCCUUUAU